Molecule: messenger RNA, 1907 nt
Organism: Gryllus bimaculatus (two-spotted cricket)
Lineage: Eukaryota; Metazoa; Arthropoda; Insecta; Orthoptera; Gryllidae
Source: the annotation of a GenBank genome assembly
CACAAUGUAAAUGAGUUUUAAGUGCAAAUUGACGUAAUGAAAUGGAAAUUACACAUUGUCCAAAUGUGAAUAGUACUUAUUGACGUUAGUGGGCAACAAAAUGUCGGUAUUAUACUGUAUGGUUUCAUGUUACUACGCACAAUUUUGGAUUCUGUCUCUUGUAUAUCGUGAUUUGUUGUCGGCACUUAACCAAAAGUCAGCCUCCUAAAAAGGAUUCAAAGGGAUCAUCAUCUAAACAGCCGCAGAAAACUCAAAAGAAAAAGGAGGGAGGCUCUGGAGGCAAGGCGAAAAAGAAGAAGUGGUCAAAAGGAAAAGUUCGUGAUAAGUUAAACAAUCAAGUUUUAUUUGAUAAAGCUACCUAUGAGAAACUUCAAAAAGAAGUUCCUCAGUACAAGCUUAUUACUCCUUCAGUUGUGAGUGAGAGGCUGAAAGUACGUGGCUCAUUAGCAAGGAAGGCCCUUGAUGAGUUGUUGGCCAAAGGUGCAAUUAAACAGGUUGUCAAGCAUCAUGCGCAAGUGAUCUACACAAGAACAACUAAGGGUGAUGACCAGCCGGCAUAAUUGUAAUUUUUUAUAUACAUACAUUCAAGUAUGAAUUAAAAAUUCUAAUAAUCAUUUGCUUUUUUUUUUUCAAUGAGACCUUGUCCUUUCAAUGAUUCUGUUAUGGGAGUUUGUUUUUGAGUGAACUCUAGAUUAGUUUUCGUUCUUAAAUUGGUGUCACCUUUGGGAAAAAGUGACAAUUCAGGAGAAUUCUCCAUCAUCCAAGCGACCAUCUGUAAAUUAUUUAAUGCAAAUUUGGAGUGUUAAGAAAACCCCCUCUUUGCUUUGUAGUGCAUACUUGUCCCCCUAAAUAAUUACACAAUGCUUGUGGCAAUCCUCCAUUUACAAGAUGUACAAAUAAAUUUUAUAAAACCAAUUUGUAUUAAUUUUGAUUUGUGUAAAAAUUUAUUAGUCAGAAACACAGUGAUGCUAAUUGCAUCUAUUAAUAAGAUUAGACAAUUUUUGCUCGUAUAUAUAUGAAGUAAUAUUUAUUCAUUCACUAUGCCAAUUGGCUUUAUACGUUUAAAUUUUCACAUAAUGUAUUAUAUAUAUAGAGAGAGAGAAAGAGAGCAUAAGCACAUAAACAGAAGUAUACAAUUGAUAUACAUCAAAAAUAUUGCAUCACAAAAUUUGGUUGAGACAAUAAGUAAUAAUUAAAUGAAUUCUUUUAUGCUACGUUUGAAAGUAGAUCUAGAUAUAUUGAAGAAUUGAACGUUUGGUGCUAUCUGAUUGACAAUGUUAGCUAUUCUAUUGUGCGACCCAAAGAUGACCUAAUUCUUGUUGGAAUUAUUCACAUUCACAAGUAGUCUUGUACACAAAUUAUGCCUGGUGCAUGCAAGGCUAAAAAAGCCAUUAAGUACUUUAGAAAAAAAUAAGCGUCUAUCAUUUGUCUCUGAGUUUGAAGUCUAUCACUCUUAAGUAGAUCGUAAACAUCAUCAGUAUUUCUCACAUCUUCAUCUUGACAGUAAUAAACUAAGGAUUUUCAGAACUUUCAUUGAGCACUCAAUUCAUGUAAUAUGUUGGACAGUAUAUGGUGACCAAACUAUUCUUCUGUAUUCCAUAUUGGUACCACUAAUGCAGAGAAUAAAUGUGUGUUGAUGCUUCUAAAUUCUUUUCUUGAUCAGAGUAUGAAUCCCAAGAUUUUGUAUGCUUUUUUAGAAAUGUUGUCCACAUGAUGAGCAAAAGUAAGUUCUCAUCAAUAAUUAUGCCCAGAUCUUUAAAUGAAUUAACAAUUUGUGCGUUUCUUCAGUCUAUGAUGACUUUGUAUUGACCAUAAGCACGAGAGAUCACAGCACAUUUGCCAAUGUUCAAGAAUAACUUGUUAUCCAUACACCAUUUCUCGAGUAGAGAGUUGUCGCAUUGUAGAAU